Mytilinidion resinicola is the source of this 549-nucleotide messenger RNA. RefSeq lists its product as uncharacterized. Bases 379 to 549 code for a protein of 56 amino acids. The record is from RefSeq and is a predicted model, not a curated record. The transcript is spliced from 2 exons. Lineage: Eukaryota; Fungi; Ascomycota; Dothideomycetes; Mytilinidiales; Mytilinidiaceae.
GCUGUUAGAUGUUAUCAGAUGAAGAUACGUACUUGAUAUUCGUCGCCAGCAGCAUCACAACGACUAAAUCCCGACAUACCCUUUACAUCCCUUAAUCAAUUUCAAUAACAUCAGAUCAGUAAACCCACCAUUCUAGACCUCCAAUGCUUCCAAAUACUAUCCCAACCGCAGUCGCAGCACCCCGGCGAUAGGGCGUCGCCACUCGGCGAAUGAGAGGCGCGGCAUUCUAGUCGGCGAGGUGGUGGAGCCCGACACCCCGAAAAUGGUAUAUAGAGAUCAAACCACCACGCUACUCUCGACAUCCGCCAUCACAGCUCCAACACCAACUUACCAUCACAAAACCAACCCAACAGCAUAAAAAAACAGACCUCCGCCAAAAUGUGCAAGAAGGCUACCUGCGAUACCUGCCAAAAAGCCACCUGGUGGGGCUGCGGCUCGCACGUCCCCGGCGUCAUGAAGGCGAUUCCAGAGGCCGAGUGGUGCACCUGCACGCCCAAGGUCGAGAAGGAGGGGACAGAGUACCCGCCGAUGGGCAAGAUGGCGGAUUGA